AUGUCGACGCCAAAACGCAAAAGAGUCGUUAUUUCUCUUCAAAAAAAGUUGGAGGCACUAGAGAGAAUACGUAAAGGUGAAUCAUUGAAGAAACUAGCAUCUGAAUUAGGAGUUGGAGAAAACACAGUUGGUGAUUGGAAGCGAAACCGCAAUAAACUAGAGCAGUGGAAGGAGAAAACAUCAUCAACCGGGACAUCAUCGCUAAUUGAACGAAAAUCCAUGAAAUCAAGUGACUAUGAAAAAUUGGGAGAUGCGUUAUUUUUAUGGUUUACACAACAGCGUGAUAAGGGAGCUCCGAUCUCUGGACCAAUUCUACAAGCGAAAGCAUUAUCACUGCGCACUCUUUUCCCGGAGGAAACGAAACAAUUCACAGCAAGCCAAGGCUGGCUCGAUAGAUGGAAAAAGAGGCAUGAUAUACGUCAGCUCAAUAUUUGUGGUGAGAAGCUAUCUGCAGACAGCUCUGCCGUGAUAACAUUUAAAGAAAAAAUUCAACAAAAAAUAAACAACGAUGGAUACAGCCCAGAUCAAAUUUUUAACUGUGAUGAGACUGGCCUAAAUUACAAACUUUUGCCAGCCAAAACCCUAGCAUCACGUCAAGAAACAUCAGCUCCUGGUUACAAACGUAGCAAAGAAAGG
This is a messenger RNA of Anoplophora glabripennis (Asian longhorned beetle), 636 nucleotides long. RefSeq names its product jerky protein homolog-like. The record is from RefSeq and is a predicted model, not a curated record. Gene Ontology annotation, cellular component: nucleus. NCBI's taxonomy places the organism in Eukaryota, Metazoa, Arthropoda, Insecta, Coleoptera, Cerambycidae. The transcript has a single exon. The annotation marks the transcript as partial. Gene Ontology annotation, molecular function: DNA binding.